CAAAUUAUUGAUACAGUCUUAUUAAUUUUACUAUGAACUUAUUAUAAAUGUUAGUCAACUUUCUUAAUGGCUAGUUGGAGAAUUGCUUUUGCGGGUUGACCCGCGACCCAACCGCACCCAUUCGCCACCCACCCAAUCCAAUCCGCAGAAGUAUGUGGGUGGAUUGCGGGUCAUAAUUUUUUCAACCCGCUAGUAAGCGAGUGGGUCAAUUUGAGACCAAAAUCCACCCAACUCGUCCAUUGCCCACCCCUAAUAUCUAUAUGCUCAUGACUAUCAACUUCAAGUAUAGUAUUUUCUAUCACAAAUUUAAAUUCCCUACAAAUUGGGUAUAUCCUAAAAUACUCAUCUUUCGCUCAUUAACAUUAUCAAGCCAAAUGUCGUACACUUAGACCAUGAAUUUCAAUACCUAUUUUUAUCCUCCACUUCAUUUCCACACCCAAACACAGAAAGCCAAAAAUACACCAAAAAUGGAGAUUUAAUUUGUGGACAAAAAUGUUUGAAGGGAUGCUUCUCAAAAUUAAGCUUAAGUAGGCGCUAAGCGUCUUUCAUUGAUUAUAUAAUUGAACUGGAGAAAAAGUCGAAAUUAAUUGAAGAGGCAAAAAAAAAAUGGCGAAUCAUCGAUAUGCUGCAUUAUGUUUCUACCUCACUUGCUUCCUUCUGUUCAUUGGAUUCGCUCAUUGCAACCAGAUCCCUUAUUCAGUAUUUGUACCUAGCUCAUGGAAAGCAGCUUCUCGCAGCCUUCUCCAAGGUGUAGAUUCAUAUCAUUCAAAGGCACACGCGGAUGGCCUCUUACCGUGUAACAUAUCCUUCGACACAAUGGACUACACGGUGUUCGGGAAAGGAUGCGGAGAGCACAACAGAGAGGACCAACACGCUCCACGAAAGACGUGUUGUGCGGCUUGGAUGUUGUUCAUUUGUCCCGUCAGGGACUACAUCAAGGACAUGGGCAGUUUGUGCCGGAUGGACAUGUUUUGGAACGCUUACCAUCAGUACCGCAUGGAUCAGGAAUACUUCAUCAGGUUUUGCAUACCUCCCGGGCACGAUGUCGACUGUGGACCGGUCGACGAACUCCGUGAGCAAAAAGGGAAGAAGGCAUUGUAUGACCCUCUUGCCCGAGAUCAAGGCGUCCCCGACGUCGACCUUCUCGACGAGGCGGCCGAAUCGCUGAACUUGCCUCAAUCGUUGUCGCCAAGGCGACAACCUGCACCAACCCGCCCGUAGCAGACACAACGGGUGGAAGGGAAAUCAGCUGGCAGGGCGUGGCCGCGACUCUGUCAUCCGUAUAAGUUUGAAUUACUUGAAUUUAUUGUGGAAUUUGCAAAUAGAAUCACCAACUAACUGUUUUUUUUCUUUCUUUUUUCACGUGAAUUCAUUUCAAGGACACAGUGGAAUAUUUGACUUCCAACUAUACAACCAAUGUAUGUAUGGAUAUUGAGCUUGUAAUUCCACAAACACUUUUUCCAUUUUACGAUAAUGCGAUGGUGUGAGGAAAGGUAGUUCGAAAUCGACAAUUAUGGAUUUAUGAGUAAUGUUACAUUCUCUUUAUACCAAAGAGCCUUGAAUCAUGGGUAAAAUGAAACGUUUCAUAUGUU
Linum trigynum is the source of this 1592-nucleotide messenger RNA. NCBI's taxonomy places the organism in Eukaryota, Viridiplantae, Streptophyta, Magnoliopsida, Malpighiales, Linaceae. The record is from the annotation of a GenBank genome assembly.